GAGUCCCUCCCUCGUUCUUCUCCCCUGCAGCAAAAAUAAUCCUAAAACAACCACUCUGACCUAGCCCUAGACGCUGGAUUAUCUGCUAAGAACCUCCAGGAAUCAUUGCUUGUCACGCCCCAAAACUCGGCCAUAUAUAUCGGACCAUGGCCUCUCCUCGGCGAAUUCGUUACCAAAUUGAACCCUAUAGGCGGCCCUCUAACAAAAUUUCCUCACAAAAAUGGGUUUGUUAGCGUAUCUACACUGUUGUUCCGAUUACGGCCCCCUCGGGCCUCAGGAUAGCAACCACCCUCAUACGAUAGAGGCUCAUGUUUGGUGUCUGAAAUCCGAGUGAUAGGUGCAAAACCGGGAGGUUGGGUGGUUCACGGUCGGCAGAAAGGCAUACCAGUGGUUUCCUAAAGACGAAGAGUUUGUGGUACAAAUUUCCGUGGAGACUAGAGAAUAUAAGAGGGAACAGCAGCCUCUAUUUGAAAAGACAAAGUCAUUACCACUGUUUGAUCCUUGGUUCGAAUAGAGUAUAGUCUAUCAACUUCCCCGGUCAGUCAAUACAUUGCAUACUUUCCGCUAGUAUUUGCACGAGCAUGCCCAAGAUGGAAGGUGGGUAACUCUUGGUGGUGAUCGAGACUUCCACAGACCCCCACCACCCCAACCCGCAUGAAUUCAAACCGAGUCUACCAGGCGCUUAUCCGGUAAUCCCAAACCAUACCCUGACUAACGGCUACUAACUUUAGCAGACAUUCCAAAGCUUCUUCACCCGUUAUCACAAGCCAGCGUCCCGGCCGAGAUAUGCCGAGGAUGACCCGUCAACCAUCCCCUCGUAUAGUCUAGUUCCGAUACAAAUCUAACUCCACCUCAGAGAAAAGCAAUCCUCCCCUCAGACCGCAGAGCGGCAGUAUACGACACCGUUUCGCAAGCCCAAAAAAUUCAGAUUAAAAGCUCCCACUUCACAAUCUGACACUCAUCGAAUCUCUUGGCCACACACUCACCUGAAACAACUGGGCCUUGACUAGCUUCCGCUUAUCGCUGCAGGACUAUCACCACUAUCACUCACUUGUUUCCGGAAGCGUCGAAUAUCCGAAUGCCGUCUUGAGUGACUACUACGGGUUUGACCCACCGUGUCUACGCAGUCGCAUCGGCGCCAUCGCCCAGAACGCCAGAUGUGCACUUGUAAUUGAUAGCCCAGGGUUUGGGCAGGUGAUUUUUGUGGCAAUUGGAGCAGUGGAGGUUGAAACCGUUCAGUAGGUGCACAUCCCUUUCCCUGUCCAAACAAGGACGUUCGCUUGAUAAGCAAACGGUUACACGCAAUACUUGUACUAAGGCCGGGGGGAAACAGUUUCAGCGAAGAAGCACGAAUUCCGGGGCGAAGAUCGAAAAGGGGAAGGAGUUGGGAAUGCCUGAGUCCGGUGGGUUGAAUGUUGCGGUAAUCUUUGAGCAAGGUCAAAUCGAACUCGAUGAUGAAGAUCUGCUCAGUGUCAGUAAACGAGGGGCACGGGUGGACGUUGGGGUAGGUCAGAGACUGAGAAGGGCUGUCAAAGUUUAAGUCGAAGAAGGUUUGGGGCUUGGUGUCCUGAAACAGGUUCGGGGUUUCGCCAGAAGUGCCUGAUAGAGCAAGCGUCCGCUCCGGGAAUGGAGUGGCUUAGUCGUGGUGUCACACCAGGGGUUAGGGGUUGCCUCAUAUGGGGGAGCUGGAAGGUUCUACAAGCCCUUAAGGGGUAAAUUUACAGUACGUUGCUCGUUUCUAAAAUAGUUUGACGAAAUGUUAAAAUGGUAUGAUUCUCG
Messenger RNA from Tuber aestivum (summer truffle), 1779 nucleotides. Lineage: Eukaryota; Fungi; Ascomycota; Pezizomycetes; Pezizales; Tuberaceae. The record is from the annotation of a GenBank genome assembly.